AUGCCUCCAGAAGUGAAACAAGAAAUAAGACGACUUCUAGAGCAAAAAAAUAAGGCAAAAGCGAAGAAAGCUGCAGAUAUAAAAGAGAUUCGAUUUCAACUGCGAGACACAAUGGGAAGAAGACAUAGGCAUGUAAUUGAUGAGGACGAUGAGGAGAACCUUGGUGGUGAUGAUGAUGAUGGAGAUGAUGAUGUGUAUAUGUAUCCGGCUGACAUGCACCCUGAUGAGCGACAUGCUUAUAGAGAAGCGGUUCGAGCAUCAAAAGCUGCUGAAUGGAAUCGACAACAAGAAGAACAUUUUAUAAAAGGUAUGGGUAUAGAACCAUCGUCUCCUUAUGAAAUCAAACACAAGUAUUUGGAUAUGGAGUACAAAGACAUGGAAGCUUAUGUCAAUAUUCAAAGAGAAAAGUGGAAGACUUAUGGAGGCACGAUUAUGUCUGACGGAUGGACUGGGCCCAUGAAAUCAAGCAUAAUUAAUUUCAUGGUAUAUCCAAAAGGUAGCACAAUCUUCCUCAAAUCUGUUGAUGCAUCAAAUAAUAUAAAGGACAACAAAUACAUAUAUGGUUUGUUGAAGGAUGUGAUCAAGGAAGUUGGCAAACAAAAUGUGGUCAAAAUAGUUACAGAUAAUGGGUCGGAAUUCGUGAAGGCGGGGAAGUUGUUAAUGAAGAAAUACAAUCUUUAUUGGACUCCGUGUGUAGCACAUUGCAUCGACUUAAUGUUCGAAGACACUAGUAAAAGGACGAGUGUUGCAGAUGUGAUUACAAAGGCUCGAAAGAUAACCAACUUCAUUUAUAACCAUAGUUGGUUGCUUGUGCAGAUGCGGAAGGUGUGUGGUGGAGACAUAGUUCGUCCUGGAGCAACAAGAUUUGCAACCAAUUAUAUAGCCCUAGACAAUCUUUUGAAAAAGAAAGCAAACUUGAAGAAAGUGUUUAUCAGUGAUGAAUGGGCACAACACAACUUAAGUCACACAUUAAUCAACAAAGAAGUUGAAUCACUUAUGUUUGACCAUGCAAACUGGGAAAGAGUGGGAAAGCUAGUAUCAAUAUAUGAGGCGCUAUACACAGUUCUUCGCAUUGUCGAUUCAGAAGUUGUUCCUACAAUGCCAUUUGUGUAUGAAUUGAUUCGAGUUAUGAAAGAGAACCUCAUUCGACUUAAUGCUAAAGAAUGUAUUGUAGCAUUCUUUCUUAAUCCAAGAUUUCAAUAUAAAUGUGGAGUUGGUAUUGAUCCUGAUCUACUUCAAGCUGUUCAUGAAGUCUUUGCAAAAUUAGAUCCUAUAUCAGAAGGUCUUAGUCAAUUUGGAAAUGAGAUUAUACUAUUCCGAGAUGCAAAAAGAGGAUUCGGUGAUCGAGCAACGAUUGCUUCGAGGUCAGAAAUGGUUCCCGAUGAGUAUUAUUUGUGA
Messenger RNA from Vitis riparia (riverbank grape), 1398 nucleotides. RefSeq lists its product as uncharacterized. The record is from RefSeq and is a predicted model, not a curated record. Lineage: Eukaryota; Viridiplantae; Streptophyta; Magnoliopsida; Vitales; Vitaceae. The transcript has 4 exons. Bases 1 to 1398 code for a protein of 465 amino acids.